Leptopilina heterotoma is the source of this 2375-nucleotide messenger RNA. RefSeq names its product translation initiation factor IF-2-like. Bases 259 to 1899 code for a protein of 546 amino acids. The transcript has 7 exons. The record is from RefSeq and is a predicted model, not a curated record. Gene Ontology annotation, molecular function: carbohydrate binding; galactoside binding. Lineage: Eukaryota; Metazoa; Arthropoda; Insecta; Hymenoptera; Figitidae.
UCCUGAAUCUUCAGAUCAAUUUCUACUCGGUUUAUACUAAUACCUAAAACGUCAGUGCUGUAAAUAGAAGAGAAUGUAAUUGUCACUGUUGUAAUAUUGUAAAAUCAAAAAGGCGCUGGUCGUCUCAGUGUAUGCGCAGUAAUUUUCUAAAAUUUUAGUGUGUUUCAGUAUAUUGUAGUGUGUUAUUAUUUUGGAGCACAUUACACGAAAUCUUAUUACAAGAAUAGUGCGCAUUUUGGAAUUUUUAGACGAAAAAAAAUGUCCUUUCAAGAAGUUAAUAAUCCUGAUAUUCCAUACGUGGGAGAAGUCGAGGGCGGCGUUUUUCCAGGGAAAAUGGUGAAAGUUCAAGGAAAAACGUCAUCGGAUGCUGUGCGAUUUGCCAUCAACUAUCAAUUGGGACCAAAUUUAAAUCCCAGAGAUGAUAUUGCAAUUCAUGUGUCGCCACGUUUUAAUGAUGGAAUCAUGACGAGAAAUCAUAUACAAUUGAUGAAUUGGGGCGAGGAGGAGAAUUUUGGUCCACUAUUGAUUCAACCUGGACAGGACUUUGAAAUAAUUAUUCUCUGCAAAUACGAUUGUUUCAAAAUUGCCGUUAAUGGACGACAUUUUGCCGAUUUUAUUCAUAGACUUCCAUUCCAUAAGAUUAGCCAUUUAACAAUUGACGGCGAUGUGGAAAUUUCUUCUAUAUUCUAUGAAUCAAUUCCCGAUCCACAACGUUCACAACACUCCUCGGCACCGCCUCCCAUUCCUCAUGAUCUUCCACCAGCUGAUUUUGGUCCACCGAAACCUGGCAGUUUAUAUCCAAGUUUGGACCCUCAGGCUCCGAAUGGAGCGCCACGUGGAUUUCCUUCUGGAGGAUAUGAUCAGCCUUCGAAUUAUGGACCAGGGGCUAAUAAUUCCGGGGGUUAUAAUUAUCAACCUGGAUAUCAAAAGCAAGAACAAGAGGAGGACUCUGGUUUGGAUAAAAUGGGAUUGGCUCUUGGAGGAUUGGUCGCUGCUGGUGGAGCAGCGGCAGCUAUUUAUGCCUACAAUAAGAAAAAGCAACGGGAGAGGGAGGAAGGUGACGGCGAUCACGAGAAAGAGGACGCUUCCAAAUCGCAAACAGAAGGUGGAUUAAAUUUAGGAUCACUGGGCGCUGCCCUGGCGAGUAGUUUGGCAGCAAAUGCCCUCCAAGGAGGAGGUGGUACCAGACCACAAUCGGCUGGAUAUCCAUCACAGGAAUCCGGAGGCUUUUUGGACUCCAUUCUUGGUUCACUAGGUGGAGGAGGAGGAGGAGGACAUCAGCAGCCAUCCUCAGAUCCUCUCGGUGGAUUGGGUGCACUUUUAGGUGGAGGAGGACAUCAGCAACCAUCCUCAGAUCCUCUCGGUGGAUUGGGUGCACUUUUAGGUGGAGGUGGAAAUCGUCAGCCAUCGUCAGAUCCACUCGGUGGAUUAGGUUCACUUUUAGGUGGCAAUCAAUCGGGUGGUCAUUCUGGCUCCGAUUCUCUCGGUGGUUUGGGAUCACUUUUAGGUAAUUUCAUGGGCGGUGGACAUCAACAGCAACCCGCUUAUCAACCAUCAGGAGGCUAUGGAAAUAAUCCACAGCCACAAGGCUCUCAAGGUUCCGAUCUUCUAUCAAAUCUCGGAUCAUCUCUCCUCAGUUCGGCUUUCGAUGGUCUAAGCAAACGCAAGGACGUCGACGCUUUUGUAAAAGAAGUUCGUCAUAUCUUAGAAGAGAAUCCUCCUACACCUCAUCAUGAAGAUCGUCCCUCGUACGCUCCGCCUCAAAAUCCAGGAAGGCAACACGAUUCAGGACCUCCACAAUCUUCUCCACGAUCACCGAGCCCUCCAGCGCCCGGUGGUGGAAAAUUGUCCGCCGCUGAAAUUUCCCGGGGGCUUGGUCUUGGAGACGAUGAAGAUUAGAAAUAUGCUUUUUUUUGCCAACAAAAAUUGAAUCUCAAUUUCGAGGAUACUUUACCAAAAUUAUUUAUUUAAAAAAUGAAAAUUAAUAUUUGCAAAGCAAAAGAAAAAAGUAGAAAUAGAAAAAUUUUACAUUCACAAAAAAAUGUUUUUGCUGCGCUUUUAACACAAAAUAGAACAAAAUAUAUUCCGUAUGUUGAUGAAUUACAGAUUUUAAAAAUAAUAAGCUAUUUUUUUACACCAUGUUGAGAAAAAUGCUACGAUUUUUGAUUUAAAUGACAAAAUCGGUGCACUAACUAAUGUUUUUAAAUAUUUAUGUAAACACGAUUGCUUUUUUCAAGAGAGAGAGAGAGAGGAAAACAAAAGAGAAUAAAUAAAUAUUAAGGAAAGUUAAAAAUUUAUCAAUCAUUUUGACUCGAUGAACUUGAUUGUAAUUUUUGCUUUCGUUUUCUCUGCAAAAAAAAGAAAGAAAAAUAACA